AUGCUUUCAAUGAAGUUUUUUAUUUUCUCUCUGAUGUGGAUAGUUCUAUACUGUGAACGGGCAAAGGACGGUUCCCUUUUGACGAACUACAACAAAUCACCCCAGGAAUUGAACCGUCGUAUUUUGAGAUUAGAAACUCCGGAACCAUGGGGAGAUUCCCAAACGUACGAAAUUACGACCACAGAUAAGUUUGGCAAUUUGAUUACGACCGUCUUUAACAAGAAUGCAGAGGCAUUGUAUUUUUACAUAAAUAGAAGGGCAUCAAAGGGGGGUGGAUCAAGUAGGGGACGAAACUCCAAGUUGAGAAAAAGAAAGAGAUAG
Molecule: messenger RNA, 321 nt
Organism: Plasmodium knowlesi strain H
Lineage: Eukaryota; Apicomplexa; Aconoidasida; Haemosporida; Plasmodiidae
Product: conserved Plasmodium protein, unknown function
Exons: 4
Coding region: 1-321 (106 amino acids)
Source: RefSeq, a predicted model, not a curated record